UUGUUAUCCUAAAUUAGAUGAAAAGGAAAAAAGCGAGGUGAGAGAAUCCGUUGAUGGGUUUUACUUGUUUUCUAAGUAUUGUAUCUAUUUCGAUUCGUUUUUUAGUCUAAUCUAUUAGAUAGUAGAAUACCCUGUUUUGACCGUAUCGCACUAUGUAUCAUUUGAUAAUCCACUGAAUUCCAGAUCCCUUGAACCAAUCGAAUUUCAAAAAUGGAGGAAUACCCAGUAUAUUUAGAAUUUGAUAGAUCCCGUCAACAGGACUUCCUAUACCCACUUAUUUUUCGGGAGUAUAUUUAUGGAAUCGCUUACGGACAUGAUUUAAAUAGAUCCAUUUUCCUAAAAAAUGAAGGUUAUGACAAGAAAUCUAGUUUACUAAUUGUAAAACGUUUAAUUACUCGAAUGUAUCAACAGAAUCCUUUGAUUCUUUCUGCUAAUGAUUUUAACAAAAAUAAAUUUUUGGCGUAUAACAAGUAUUUAGAUUCUCGAGUAAUAUCAGGGGGAUUUACCGUCGUUGUGGAAAUUUCAUUUUCCCCACAAUUAAGUUCUUUUUUAGAGGAAACACAAAUAGUAAAAUCGUAUAAUAAUUUGCGAUCAAUUCAUUCAAUUUUUCCCCUUUUCGAGGAUAAAUUUACAUAUUUAAACUAUGUGUCAGAUAUACGAAUACCCUAUCCUAUCCAUCUGGAAAUAUUGGUUCAAACUCUUCGAUACUGGUUGAAAGAUACCCCUUUCUUUCAUUUAUUAAGGUUGUUUCUUUAUGAGUAUUGUAAUUGGAAUAGUAGUCUUAUUACUCCAGAAAAAUUGAUUUUUACUUUUUCAAAAAGUAAUCCAAGAUUUUUAUUGUUUCUGUAUAAUUUUUAUGUAUGGGAAUACGAAUCUAUCUUCCUUUUUCUACGUAAUAAAUCAUCUCAUUUACGAUUAAAAUCUUUUAGCGUUCUUUUUGAGCGAACCUAUUUCUAUGCAAAAAUGGAACAUCUUGUAGAAGUAUUUUCUAAGGAUUUUUCGCCUACCUUAUCAUUCUUCAAAGAUCCUUUCAUUCAUUAUGUUAGAUAUCAAGGAAAAUCCAUUCUAGCUACAAAGAAUACACCUAUUUUGAUUAAAAAAUGGAAAUACUAUUUUAUCCAUUUCUGGCAAUGUCAUUUUUAUAUUUGGUAUCAACCGGAAACGAUCCAUAUAAACCAAUUAAACCAAUUAUCCAAGCAUUCAUUUUAUUUUUUGGGCUAUUUUUCAAAUGUGCGACUAAAUCCUUCUGCAGUAAGGAGUCAAAUGCUGCAAAGGUCAUUUCUAAUUGAAAAUGGUAUGAAAAAGCUUGAUACAAUAGUUCCCAUUAUCCGAUAUGAUAGAUCUUGA
This is a messenger RNA of Gastrolobium bilobum, 1347 nucleotides long. RefSeq names its product maturase K-like. The transcript has a single exon. Gene Ontology annotation, biological process: mRNA processing. The record is from RefSeq and is a predicted model, not a curated record. Gene Ontology annotation, cellular component: chloroplast. Lineage: Eukaryota; Viridiplantae; Streptophyta; Magnoliopsida; Fabales; Fabaceae. The coding region runs from base 211 to 1347 and encodes 378 amino acids.